Molecule: messenger RNA, 711 nt
Organism: Mytilus trossulus (common blue mussel)
Lineage: Eukaryota; Metazoa; Mollusca; Bivalvia; Mytilida; Mytilidae
Exons: 7
Coding region: 1-711 (236 amino acids)
Source: RefSeq, a predicted model, not a curated record
AUGGACAAUUUAGAACUUAAAACAAUAACUGAUAGAGUCGGAGUUCGAAUAACGAGUCCAAGCAUUGGCAAUGGUAAUGGUAUAGACACCGUCAGGGUUCAAAGAGGAGAACGAGUAAUAUUGAAAUGUGUGAGCUCCGGAGUUAUGAGAAGUUGGUUGGGACCAAAUGGCAGCAAUUUUACAAACGAACAAGCAGUGAUUUAUUUUUCGAAUUUUCUUAAAAACCCAAAACUCAACAUGUCUAAAUAUUCCGUGCAGGCGAAAAAUGGAAACUAUGACUUGACUAUUUUAAAUUUCCAAACGGUCAAUACAGGGCUGUAUAUUUGCAGAUGUUUCAAUGACCAUGAUAACGGAACAUUUAAUGAAACUAGGUAUACCGUUUCAUUAUUAGAUGAAGUUGUUACAAUAAGUAGAAUUGGUUAUGGAAGAGGAAGGAAACUUGGAAACGCACCAGUCAUUCAAAUUAAUGUCAAGGAAACCAGUUCUCAAUUACCAGCCAACCAAAGACAUUCAAAACCUAACUCUAAAUUAACGAUAACAUUGGUGGUUGUGUUUCUGCUUGUGAUAUUAAUGGCUAUUCUUGGAUUAAUUGCUCGAAGAAAGUGGGGAACUUUAGGUAGGGGAAUGAAAUUCUUCGUUGUGUCAUUCAGAGGAGAUGCAGAAAGGAUUAUUUUAGCUGAAGAUACUAGAGUUUUACUUGUAGUUCAAUAA